Trifolium pratense (red clover) is the source of this 1926-nucleotide messenger RNA. RefSeq names its product lysM domain receptor-like kinase 4. Gene Ontology annotation, biological process: protein phosphorylation. Bases 1 to 1926 code for a protein of 641 amino acids. The transcript has a single exon. The record is from RefSeq and is a predicted model, not a curated record. Lineage: Eukaryota; Viridiplantae; Streptophyta; Magnoliopsida; Fabales; Fabaceae. Gene Ontology annotation, molecular function: ATP binding; protein kinase activity.
AUGAAUCAAGUUGUGUUUAACUUCAUUUUAUUCACACUAAGCAUUCUUCUUUCAUCAAAAACCAAGGCACAACAAAAUUACUCAGGAAAUUCAAUACUCAGCUGCAAGAACAACGAUGAUACGGGACCUUCACCGGCAUUUCUUUACACCUGCAAUGGCCUCAACAGAUCAUGCUUGGCCUUUCUCACCUUCAAAUCCAAUCCUCCUUAUAACUCUGUUGCCACAAUUUCCAACCUCACAUCAUCGAAUCCGAAUGAGCUAGCCAGAAUCAACCGCGCUACUUUGGUUACAGUUUUCCCACCUGGUAAAGAGGUUAUUGUUCCUGUCAACUGUUCUUGUUUAACCAAGGAUUAUUACCAAGCUGAAACCAAAUAUAUGUUGGGUCUAAACCCAACAUAUUUCAUAAUAGCAAAUGACACGUUCCAGGGUUUGUCGACAUGUGAUUCUCUUAUGCGUGCGAAUCCAUAUGGGGAACUUGAUUUGCAUAAAGGAAUAGAGUUGAAUGUGCCACUCCGAUGCGCUUGUCCAACGUAUCAUCAGAAAACAAAUGGCACCAAGUAUUUACUCACAUAUUCUGUGACCUGGGGUGAUAACAUUUCAAAUAUUGCUACAAGAUUCAAUGUAACAGUAGGUAAUCUAAUUGAUGCCAAUGGUUUUUCCACAGAGACUCAACUCCUUUUUCCAUUCACAACUGUUCUGAUUCCUUUGGCAAGUGAACCAGUGAAUUUAAAAACCAUAGUUGUUAAUGAUCCUCCACCACCACCCACCCCACCACCACCAACCUCUCUUGGUUGCAGCUUCAAAAAGUGCAAAUCAAACAGGAAAGUACUCCUCAUUGCUUUAACCACCUCAGUGCUGGUUCUGUGUGUCUUGUUUGUGCUGUUUAUGUUUCUGUUUCUGCUCAGAAAGAGAUCGGCAAGGUUCGUUAAGCGAGGAACACAAUUUAACAAUAAAAGAGAGCUGUUUUCUGAAGAGAUCCGCGAGGAGAUAGCGAUCAUUGAACAUCUCUCCAAAGUGUAUAGCUUUGAGGAAAUAAAAGAGGCGACUGAGAAUUUUAGUCCAAAGAACAUAAUCAAAGGUUCUUUAUUUCGCGGUGUAUUCGGCAAUGGCAAAGACGUGUUGGCUGUUAAAAGAAUGAGAAGAGAUGCUUCCACAGAAAUCAAUUUGCUGAAAAGGAUCAAUCAUUUCAACUUGAUAAAACUGCAAGGUUACUGUGAAAACAAUGAUUGCAUAUAUCUUGUUUAUGAAUACAUAGAAAAUGGAUCUUUAAGAGAAUGGCUUAGCAAGAAUAGGUCCAUUGAACACCAAAGUUGGGAAAAGAGGAUACAGAUUGCAUUGGAUAUUGCCAAUGGACUUCAGUAUCUUCACAACUUCACAGAACCUUGCUAUGUACACAAGGACAUAAGCAGUGGAAACGUUCUACUGAACAAAGAUUUAAGGGCCAAGAUAGCAAAUUUUGCUCGUGCUGAAGAAUCAAAAAGGAUGAUACCUUCUGGUUGUCCCACAUCACAUGCCGUAGGAUCUGUCGGUUAUUUGGCUCCCGAGUAUCUCAAGGAAGGGGUAGUCAGUACCAAAAUGGACAUCUACGCCUUUGGAGUUGUGCUGUUGGAAUUGAUCACUGGCAAAGAUUCUAUUACCCUACAAGAUGGAAGACAAGUAAUGCUCUAUGAAAUCAUAGAAAAUAUCGUUGGCAAAGAGAAUGAAGAAGAGAAGGUGAGUUUGUUCAUUGAUCCUUGCCUCACUGAAAACUGUAGGAAAGCAUGUGCACUGCAGCUAGUUAAACUGAGUCUAGCCUGCUUGAUCCAAGAACCAGAAAGCAGACCAAACAUUGAAGAGGUAGUCUCUAGCUUACUGAAAAUACAGGCAAAUGAUAUGCAACAAAGAAUAUCCCCCAUCAUCAACAAAAGCGUAAGCCUGGAGAGGUGA